Drosophila obscura is the source of this 607-nucleotide messenger RNA. RefSeq names its product general odorant-binding protein 56d (gene Obp56d). The coding region runs from base 64 to 459 and encodes 131 amino acids. The record is from RefSeq and is a predicted model, not a curated record. NCBI's taxonomy places the organism in Eukaryota, Metazoa, Arthropoda, Insecta, Diptera, Drosophilidae. The transcript is spliced from 2 exons. Gene Ontology annotation, biological process: sensory perception of smell. Gene Ontology annotation, molecular function: odorant binding.
AGCCGAGUGGGGCCAACAGUUGCGAUACCAAAGGGUUUCCGACACCAUCUCUCGACCAGCAAAAUGAAGCUCCUGAUUGUCCUCUCCGCCCUGGUGGCUGUCUCCGUUGCUGAUCUGCAGCUCUCAGAGGAGCAGAAGGCCACGGCCCACGCCAACGGUGCUCUGUGCAUCCAGCAGGAGGGCAUCACCAAGGAUCAAGCCCAGGCCCUGCGAGCCGGCAACUUUGAGGAUAGCGAUCCCAAGGUCAAGUGUUUCGCCAACUGUUUCCUGGAGAAGGCUGGUUUUCUGGCCAAUGGCCAGAUCAAGCCCGAUAUCGUGCUGGCCAAGCUGGGCCCACUGGCCGGCGAGGACAAUGUGAAGGCUGUCCAGGCCAAAUGUGACUCGCUGAAGGGCGCCGACAACUGUGACACCGCCUACCAGCUGUUCCAGUGCUAUCACAAGCAGCACGCCCAGAUCUAGGCCCAGAUCCAGGCCCACCUCUCAGUCCAUCUCAGUACCUUCAAAAUGUAUUAUGUGCAAGGAUAUUGUAUCUGUGAAUUGUUAAGCACUUGUUUGUCCAGCCCAAAAGUAAAUGUAAAAUGGCAAAAGUUUAAGUCCAUGCAGCUGA